AUGUCCCAGAUGAGCGAAGCCGAUCGCGUGGCGAACCUCCUGGUCGCACAGGCCAAGGCCGAAGCGCUGUUCAAAGAAAUCGAAGAAACGCUCAUCCGGCCGGGCGUCAGCGACAAGACGCUGAGCGCCGAGAUUGCGGCGCUCGGCAAGGCGCGGCACGGCCUCGAGACGCACUGGCACAAGCGCAUCGUGCGCAGCGGGCCCAACACGCUGGCGGCGUACAAGGAGAACCCGCCGGACCGGGUGAUUGAGGCCGACGACAUCCUCGUCGUGGACCUCGGCCCCGUGUUUGAGCAGUGGGAGGCCGACUUUGGACGGACGUUUGUGCUGGGCAGCGACCCGCGCAAGCUGCGGGUGCGCGACGCGCUUCAGCCGCUUUGGCACGCCGUCCGGGACCGGUACCGCGCCCGGCCGGACAUGACGGGCGCCGAGCUGUUUGCCAUUGCCAAGGGCGCGGGCGAGGCGCAGGGAUGGACCUGGGGCGCCGACAUUGCCGGCCACAUUGUCGGCUCGUUCCCCCACGAGCGCAUCCCGCACGACAUGAUGCCGCUGUACAUUGCCGCCGGCAACACGACGUCGAUGCGGACGCUGGGCAAGGACGGCCAUGUGCGGCAGUGGAUUCUGGAGAUUUACCUGCACGAUAAGGAGGGACAGUUUGGGGGCUUCUUUGAACAGCUGUUGACUGUGGACUAG
Messenger RNA from Cordyceps militaris CM01, 693 nucleotides. Its product is annotated as Peptidase M24, structural domain. NCBI's taxonomy places the organism in Eukaryota, Fungi, Ascomycota, Sordariomycetes, Hypocreales, Cordycipitaceae. Bases 1 to 693 code for a protein of 230 amino acids. The record is from RefSeq and is a predicted model, not a curated record. The transcript has a single exon.